Molecule: messenger RNA, 111 nt
Organism: Trichomonas vaginalis G3
Lineage: Eukaryota; Parabasalia; Trichomonadida; Trichomonadidae
Product: radial spoke protein 3 family
Exons: 1
Coding region: 1-111 (36 amino acids)
Source: RefSeq, a predicted model, not a curated record
AUGAAGCGUUUGAUGCUCAUCGAAGAUAUUAUGGCUCAUAAGAUUAAGGAAGCUAAUAAAGGAAAAGAAAAGAAGGAAGAGAAACAUGAUGAAGAAGAGGACAAGGAGUAA